GCGGGGGUCCCCUAUAUAUUUUAAGUUAACUUCUAUGAUUUUUUGGCUAGUGUUACUUACCUUACAAAAAGACACUUUUCUUCUUAUCUUAUUUUUUGAGUUUAAAUCUGUUACAAAGGGUCUUCAAGCUAUUAUAUAAAGAGAAAAAAAUUUGCACCUUCACUGUUAAAGGUAACGAUGGCAGGCGAGUCGAUACUCCACGUCGAGGAAGAGAAGCGUAGUUCUAAAUUGAAUCCUAUACAAAAGGAACUAUUUUUCGAAAGGGAGUCUAGUCGAACAGAUUUUUGCAAGAGAUAUGAGCCGGAUGAAUUUGAAUCACGCAAGCACUAUUACCCUCGAGUCUUAAAUUCUCAACUUCAUCCCUUUGUUUCUUUUUUUUUUAAUCUUUCCACUGAACAAAUGGUCAAACGUUACUGCCAUCUUCACCCGCAAGCUAAUUCUGAGGCCCUUUUAUCCGCUUUAAAAUAUGUACCUAAGUAUCUGAGGUGGGCUGGUUCUGAUUUGUUUUAUGUGACCAACGAAGUUGGUAAUCGGGCCAUGCUUAUAGUUGAAACCAAUUCUUGUCCUUCUGGACAAAAAUCCAUGCCCCACCUUUCUGACGAUGACGAAUAUGGUUGCUAUAGGAAACUGGUUGAGCUUACUUUCAAGCCUAUGGUUUUGGAAGCCCAGAAGAACCAAUCAGACUUCAUUCACGAAGGAGUGCUUGCAGUAUUGUAUGAUAAGAACAUUAUGGAAGCGAGCGGGUAUGCCGCUGCGUUGGCCACCGUGUUUAAUGAGCCCGUUUAUUUAGUGGAGUGUCGUGACUUUACUUCUUACACACGUCCAGGUGAGACAUCUCCACCCGACUUGGUCAGAGUUAAGUGGUCGGAGGACGGUGUUUGUCACAUUAAAGUUACUCCGGAAGAGAAGUGGCUUCCCGUACGGGCAUGCUUUCGAUACGUUACACAGAGACCUUGGAACAGAAUUCCGGUCGAUUCACGCACGUUAAUACUAAACCCCACGGUCGUCUGCUUGGCAGGUGGCCGAAAUAAAAGCCUUGCCGCUCUGGCCUAUGAUCUCUACAACAAGGAGCUCAAACACCACGGCUUUCAGAUAACAGUCCCUCAAACAUUUCGUGAAGUCUCGAAGCGCGACGUUCCGGCUUUCGUGGAGUGGCUGGGAGGGCGGGCUGUUGUUAAGAACCCUUACUCUAAUGCGGGACAGGGCGUUUAUACCGUCACGAAUGAAAAGGAACUAAAUGACUUAAUGCAGGGGCAUCACGACUAUGACCAAUUCAUCGUUCAACAACUGAUCGGCAAUGCUGAGUGGUCUUCCAUUACCAGCAAGACACGCUACUACCAUGUGGGGACCAUGCCGUCGGCCAAGUAUUUGACUUCGUACGUUUAUGAUCUGCGCAUGAUGGUCUGUGCUACAUCCAAGGGGUAUCGGCCUCUCGCUAUGUAUUCUCGCCAGGCUAGUGCGCCUCUUCCUGAGCAACUUAGUGAGGGUCAUGAUUCGUGGACAAUAUUAGGAACUAACCUUUCUGUACGAAAAGACGAUGGCGCUUGGGACACUGAAACCGACAGGCUAAUGCUCGUGGACAGAAAGGACUUUAACCGCCUGGGUCUGGGGAUUGACGACCUGAUUAAGGCAUUCAUCCAGACGGCGCUAGCUACCAGCGCCAUCGACAAGAUGUGCUGCAAGCUUAUAAACGAGCAUACCGGAAGUCUAAACUUGAGCCUUCUGGCUACUAUGAAUCCGGACAAGGCCCUUCUUGCCGAAGUGCUUCAAGGAACCCCCUCGUUAAAAACGCAACAUCCUAACGCACCUCUUCACACCUCUGACUUGUCCUUCAGUGAUCUUGACCUCGCGCUUAACCAAGAGCCACAUACCCAAAUAUUGGACCACUAUACCCAGAAAAAAAAGUAGUUGCUUCAUGCAGUGCAUCAAAAAUAA
Molecule: messenger RNA, 1935 nt
Organism: Zophobas morio
Lineage: Eukaryota; Metazoa; Arthropoda; Insecta; Coleoptera; Tenebrionidae
Exons: 14
Coding region: 178-1908 (576 amino acids)
Source: RefSeq, a predicted model, not a curated record